This is a messenger RNA of Mytilus californianus (California mussel), 4675 nucleotides long. RefSeq lists its product as uncharacterized. The record is from RefSeq and is a predicted model, not a curated record. The coding region runs from base 400 to 1665 and encodes 421 amino acids. The transcript has 2 exons. Lineage: Eukaryota; Metazoa; Mollusca; Bivalvia; Mytilida; Mytilidae.
UGUGUAUGUUUGGCUCAAUAUUUGAUAUAUUGUGUUGUCGAAACUGUCAAACGGUGAUAUUUUAAAAUCGAUCUAGAGCAUAUAAUGAAACAGUUUCCAUGGCAAUCAAUAUGUACGCUGAGACACUUGUAACUCGUUAAUCAGAAUGAUAACGAGAGGAUACUGCUAAAUGUGUGUGCGUUAUAUUUAAGCUUCUUAGCACACACGCAGCAAACAGGACACAACUAUUACACACGCUGCAAAUACACAAUGUAAUUUACAUGAAUGAUUUAGUAGAUGUCAAUAAAGAUUACGAAAAUAAAAGAGGAAAAGGAAAGAUUACUUGGGUCAAAUCAACAUUAAUGGAUCCUGUUAUAUGUAAUAUGUAAAUUUGUGUGCAAAUAUUUUUACGAAAAAACGAUGUUGUCUGAGAAAGGGGAUGUAGUCAAUAUGAAGGAACCCGUUGUCGAGACAACCGGAUGGUUGUCUAAGAGAGGAAGUCAUUUUAAAGUUCUGUCAUUCUGUUUAAUAUGCACGAUUGUCUAUAUUUAUUUAUACUCAAAUUUGACAAUCCGAACGAUGGUUGUUAAUGAUAUGAUGCAGAAUACUAUUAAUGAUCUUCAAAGAUGGAAAAGCAAAGUGGAAGGAUGGGUGAGAGGAUUUUCGGAACUUUCGCAAAAUCAAAGUAUUAUUAGUACUGAGGGACAAGUGCAAACAGAUUAUGGAAUAGAGAGACACAAUGAGUCUAAACAUUUAACCGACCCAGUGCAAACAACAACACAAUCACAAUUAUUUACUCAACAUUGGAAAAAAUAUAAAACACUUAAAGAACGAAUCGCAGCUUUAAAAGAUGCUAUAAUCAGGAACGAGGCUGACCCAUUGUUAACUUUAUUUACAACAUGGCCGACUAAAGUUGACAAAUUCCUUGUACAUAACAGCACGAUUAAAAAUUGGAAUUCAUUAUAUCCAUUUGUAAGAUCGGUUUUCUUUACAAACGAAGAGGAUUUAUCGUCUAGGGUGAAAUCCAUGGGGUGGUCUGUCUUACCAAUUGUACAAUCUGCAGUCGGGAUACCGAUAUUGAAGUACAUGUACACAGAUACAAUGGUGAAAUUUAAGUCAACGUUUUACGCCUAUUCAAACGGUGAUAUAUUAUUCACUGAAGGUUUAGUUGAGACGUUAAUUUCGCUUUUAAGUUCUGACCUUGACUACAAUAAACCGUUAAUGAUAGUUGGUCAGAGAACAAACGUUCAAGAUAUGACAGAGGACGAAACAUCAUCUUUUGACAAAAUCAUACAAGCUUCUAAGCGAGGAAAACUGUUUACACCUUAUGCAGAGGACUUCUUUAUAACGAACGCUAAUUACCCGUGGAAGGAGUGUGCGGAAGUCGUGAUUGGCCGAAGAGCAUAUGACAACUGGCUUGUAUUGAAUGCCAGAAAACGCGACCACAUAACAAUUGACGGUACUAAAACUAUUCUCGCAGUUCACCAAACAACGAAAGCUGGAAAUUUCGAAGGGCAUGGUAGACCAAACAGUAACUAUAAUGAUAGAUUGUUGGUUAAACUUUAUCGUCGCGUUUAUUAUGGAUCAGGGUUAACUUCGUGUACCUCGUACUUCACUCUACCUAGUUCUUCAGGAGAAUCAAAACUCGAAAAAAGAAAGGUUCACAAAAGCUGUUUCCCAUUGUAAGGGUCACGCAAUGUUGUCUGCAACCCGCCACCUGACUUUGCUCUCGAACUUUUAAACUGAAGGUAUAAUACCAGUUUGCUCUCGAACUUUUAAACUGAAGGUAUAAUACCAGUUUGCUCUCAGAAACAGAAUUAUACCUGUUGGUUCUUCGAUACGGAAGGUAUACCUGUUUGCUCUCAGACAUUGAAACCGAAGGUAUACCUGUUUCACGAUAUUUUAUUUCUGACGACUCUCAGGUAGCCAAAUUCUUGCCAAGUAUUUAAAAUAUCAAAGAGAUAUAUAUACUAUUAUACCAGUAGGUGUUUAAGUAAGUGCUAAUUACAUGCAAUGUAUGCGUCAAACAUGAGAUGAUAUUUUAUCCAAUUUACAUGUUGAUAAUUUCCUCCCAGUCCAUGGCGUAUACAAAGUUACAUACAAUCAAAAAUCAUUAAUUUUAAUUUUAUUGUAGUUUAAAGUGACUGAUUGUGUACCUUUAGUUGAUGUCUACCCUUAAGUACUUCAGUGUUUGUCUUUAGUUAUAUCUUAUUGUGUUUGACCUUUAGGGAAUUUUGUAUUGAUGGCAGAUCCAUGUUAAUUAUUCACAAAUUUUCAAUAUACUCGUCGGUUUAUAGAGCUCGGCAUAUUUUGAAAAGACUCGAUUAUUGAAGACUGUAUUACUAGAUGUCUUUAUGGUAUUUUAUGUUGUGGGAUUGCUGUCACAUUGUUGAAAUGCAACAUAUAUUUUUAUUCAUAUUCAGUUUUUCUGAAAAAUGAAUUUAUUAUUUGAAAUUUUUAGUUAGCAUGUUUGACCCGAGAUGAAUAAUCAUUCGAUGUUUUUGUAUUUUUAUUUAAUAUUUUUGUUUAUAUACCCUGUUUAAUUCGUAUUUCUGUUAUACGUUCGUGCAUAAUAUUUACAUAUUCUAUUUUAAUGUAAUUUUAAUGUGACUACACCAUGAUUGCUAUAUUGGAUAGUGCUGACGUCGUCCGAAUGUUGGGUCCUUGAAAUAUUUCCGUUAGAUAACUCGUCUUAGUUGACUGAUCCCCCUCAAGUAAAACCACACUACUUCACACUUGAAGCCGACGGUAUAACAUACGGUUAUUGUGGUCCUGUCGUUGAGAGACAAGAUACAUUUAAGAGUCUGUUUGUUAUACAUGAAAAACAAUGUUCAUCACUUAUCAUAUCUCCAUAAAUGUUGGCAGUACGAGAUAAAAUGUUGAAACAUACGAAAGAGACGGCUGCCAAUUUUCGUAAUUUUUGUUUUGAAUUUUCAUUAAGCUUUUGAAUGCCGCAUGCAUGAAGAAUAUUUGGCCUUUUUCGGAAUCACAUUUUUUUUCUCAAUAUACUAUCCAUUAAUUUAUAAUAAUUGCUUCUUAGACAAAACACCUAAGAAGUACAAUGUACUUAUUAUACAGUCUUAUUAUAUAUCUAGUAAAUAGAUAAUCAGCAUUGAACCAGGAUAUAUGAAUCAGCUACUCAAGUUAAAGACUGUAUAUUGGAAAAUAUCAGUUUAAUAAUAUAUAGUUAACCUGGCCAGAUUAAAUAAUUUCCAAGUGCUAUGAUGUAGACGUUUAAAUUUUUGAAAGUCGGGGGAUUGUGUAAGGGGCUCGUUUCCAAUCGGUUUGUAAUUUGUUCAAAGUGUCCUCACAAUGUAUCAUUGAAAUCCAUUCAGUGGUGCAGGAGUUCUCAAUUUGAAAGGUACAGACAUAAUGCGUAUAGUAUGCCAUCCGGGUCGGUAUGAAAUCAUUUUAUAGCCUAAUUUUGCUGAUAAUCAAUGACUAUAAACGGUCUCAAUAGUUGCCACCUUUUUAGUGUAAAUAUCAUAUAACACUCAAUUAUUUAUGACGCUCUGAAGUAAGAGACAUAUGUUUUACUAUCGAACGUAAACACAGUUAUAAAUUGUAUCAUGUUUCUAAAUUUAAGACAUAAAUUGCACACACAUUGACACAUUAAUUCGUCCAUCUAGUUAGAUGUCAAAGGUUAACAAUGAUUAUAAACCUUCCCCGGAACCCGAUAUUAAAAUGUCUAUUUCCAAAGUUUAUUACAAGAUAAGUUGUAAUACCCAUGCAGGCAGCUGGCUUUUGUUGUUUUCAAUGUAGACGCGUUGUUCUCGGUUUUAGUAUAACGAUAUUAUUAGGCUAAAUAUUUUACCACACUAGUUUGUGUUGUCUGUGCUUUUCUAAAAAUCUAAUUCACGUACUAAUCAGCCACCACGGUUGCGUAAAUAUUGUUGACAUGCAUGUAACUUAUAGGUAACUGAUUGAUCUAUAUGUAACUGUUUUGAUCUCUAGGUAACUGUUUUGACCUGUAGGUAUCUGUUGACACACAUGUAAAUGUAGGGAGGGGGGAUAGUAGCAUGCAUGUAUAUGGGGGAUAGUAACAUACAUGUAUAUAGACCCAUACACGAAAAAACAGUUGUCGAUCUAAGACGGUAUCUUAGGUAUUUUUAGUACAGAUCAGCUAAUCUAUUUAUUUGAGCAUUUUUCUCUUAUUCUUUUUCCUUAAAAUAUUUCCCAUUAUCACAAGGAUUUAGGCGUAAAAUUUCAUCGUACAUUAGUAAUAUGUUUGAUAUAGUUUAAAAUACUCCACCCUAUUAUAAUUGUAUCGUUUUUAAAAUAUUUUUGAAAUAUAUUUUAUGGUUUAAUAUAUGGUAUAUAUAAUUUUUAUAUACAUGUAUAUAUAUCAAUCAAAUGUUUUAAUUUUUUCAGGUAGUUUUAGUAUUGCAUUUUAUUGGUGAAUAAGUCAUGUUUGUUUUUAAAUGACUGUGUUAGUAUUUUGAAAGACCUGUCGUCUUAUUUUGUCAUAAUAUGUAUUACUGCAAUUUAAGCUCUCCACGAUAUAGCCGUAUGCGCUGUUUUAAUUGUAGAUUACAUUAUCCAUGGGGAGCUUUGUGUAGCCAUUUAUUGUUAAUGCAUGAAUAUUUUGCUUGAAAAUCAAAGACCAUAAAGCAUUACACAUCUUGUCAAAAGUAAACUUACAAAGUAUUGUGUAUAUUUAUGUUUUGUUGAAAAUAAAAUUAUUUACAAAAACGAA